AUGUCGGGGUUGAAGAUGAGCAGCUGGCUUCUCCAAGUGGCAUUACUCGUGGCUUGCGCUCUCUCCGCCCGCUGCACCGCCGCACCCGGGGCCGAGACGCGCACGGCGGCCCGGGACACGUGCGCGUCGUGCGGCAUCGGCCAGUCGGAGGAGCCGGGCCAGAUGAACACGGACUUCCUGGAGGCCGUCAAGAGGCACAUCCUGAGCCGGCUGCAGAUGAGGGAGAGACCCAACAUCACCCACCCCAUCCCCAAGGCGGCGAUGGUGACGGCGCUGCGGAAGCUGCACGCCGGUAAGGUGCGGGAGGACGGCAGGGUGGAGAUCCCAAACCUGGACGGGCACGCCACGAACAACGAGGUCCUGGAGGAGAGCUCGGAGAUCAUCAGCUUUGCCGAGACAGGUGCCCCCGCCGCACUGGUGACAUCCAAGUCUAGCCUCUUCUUCCUGAUCUCCAAUGAGGGGAACCAGAACCUCCAUGUGACCCAGGCCACCCUCUGGCUCUACUUCAAGCUGCUGCCAGGGCCGCUGGAGGUGCGCCUGCGGAAGAAGUUGACGGUGAAGGUGUACUACCAGGAACCGGGCCUGGGCAGCAAGUGGAACCUGGUGGAGAAGCGGGUGGAGCUGAAGCGCAGCGGCUGGCACACCUUCCCACUCACCGAGCCAGUGCAGCUUGUGUUCGAGAAGGGCGACCGCCGCCAGAACCUCGACGUGCGCUGUGAGGGCUGUGAGGCGGACGGCGUGGUGCCCAUUCUCCUCGACCACAACGACGAGUCCCACCGGCCCUUUCUGGUGGUUCAGGCGCGGCAGACCGAGGGCAAACACCGCAUCCGCAAGCGGGGGCUGGAGUGUGAUGGCAGCAGCAGCUUAUGCUGCCGGCAGCAGUUCUACAUAGACUUUCGCCUCAUCGGCUGGAACGACUGGAUCAUUGCACCGUCGGGCUACUACGGCAACUACUGCGAGGGGAACUGCCCAGCAUACAUGGCGGGCGUGCCCGGGUCAGCCUCCUCCUUCCACACAGCCGUGGUGAACCAGUACCGCAUGAGGGGGAUGAGCCCGGGCUCCAUGAACUCCUGCUGCAUCCCCACCAAACUCAGCACCAUGUCCAUGCUCUACUUCGACGAUGAAUACAACAUCGUCAAAAGAGACGUGCCCAACAUGAUCGUGGAGGAGUGCGGCUGUGCUUGA
Lampris incognitus (smalleye Pacific opah) is the source of this 1185-nucleotide messenger RNA. RefSeq names its product inhibin beta B chain-like. Bases 1 to 1185 code for a protein of 394 amino acids. Lineage: Eukaryota; Metazoa; Chordata; Actinopteri; Lampriformes; Lampridae. Gene Ontology annotation, biological process: SMAD protein signal transduction; BMP signaling pathway. Gene Ontology annotation, cellular component: extracellular region. The record is from RefSeq and is a predicted model, not a curated record. The transcript is spliced from 3 exons. Gene Ontology annotation, molecular function: cytokine activity; growth factor activity.